Molecule: messenger RNA, 2262 nt
Organism: Petromyzon marinus (sea lamprey)
Lineage: Eukaryota; Metazoa; Chordata; Hyperoartia; Petromyzontiformes; Petromyzontidae
Source: RefSeq, a predicted model, not a curated record
CAUCUCGCGUGCUGCAAGACGUCGUCACGUGAACUGCCUCGACCAAUCAGUCGCGCUUGCGCGCGCGUGUUGCCUGUGCGGCGUGGGAAUUGCAAUGCGAGUUUCUUGGGCUUCGGCGGGGUAAAGGGGAAGGAGGCUGUAACCAUGGCGUCCGCGGCUCAGGCGAAGGCGGUGGAGCUGCAGCUGCAGAUGCGGCACAACGCCGAGGAUCUGCACGACUUCCUGCGCGACAUGGAGGCGUGGGAAGGCGACAUCAAGAUCAGGGACGCGCAGUUGCGAGGCGCCCAGGCCGGCGGGGAUGCGGCGAGCGCGCAAAACUUGCCGCCAGUGAGAAAUAAAGAUCUAAGGAGGAAGAAGAGAAAGAAGAUAGAUAAUACCGCUUCAGAUUGCAUAGAGAACGGAGUGAAGCAUGGGAAAUCAGAGGCCCGCAUCAAAUCUUGUGACUACAGUGCAUGGGACAAGUUUGAUGUGGAGAAGGCAGCGGCAGAGGCGGACCGGGGCAGCACGCCCGAGUGCGAGACGGAGGAGGACGAAGAUGAGGAAGUGGCAGAGCAAAAGCAGUACGAGGAGCUGCGGGCGAAGCAGCAAGCGCUGAUAGAGAAAGACAAGGGUAAUGAGUACUUUAAGACUGGGGAUUAUGACGCCGCCAACGAUUGUUACACCCGCGGGAUGGAAGCGGAUCCUCACAAUGCACUCUUGCCGGCCAACCGUGCGAUGGCCUUCCUCAAGCUAAAGAAGUAUGAACUGGCUGAGUCGGACUGCAACCUGGCCAUCCAGCUGGAUCCAUCCUACCCGAAGGCCUUCGCACGCAGGGGAGCCGCACGGCUUGCACUCAACAAACUGAAGGAAGCCAGAGAAGACUUUGAAGCAGUGCUCACGUUUGAUCCUGUAAACAAACAAGCCAUUGCAGAACUGAAGAAAAUCAAAGAGAUGAUUGAGAAAACAGCCAAGUCUGGCGCAAGUCAAACAUCAGUCACAACGCCAAGACAAGACGCGGCGGGGAUCAGGGAAAGCACAAGUGUUUCAGUCACAACUCUAAAACCCGAAGCUGCUGAGACAGAACCCAGCAAUGUCGUCCAACCAUUCACAAGGCAGCCGCAUCUGAGGUCCAAGAAACCGCUGCGGAGGAUGACGAUCGAGGAAGUUGGGAGUGACAUGCAGCCAAAAAUGGUACAAAGCGUGGAGGGGACUGGCUUAAACGCAGAAGGCGUUCACACACCACCAUUACCGCCACAGCCACCACCACCAGCUGCGCAGCCGCAGCCAUCGUCGGCGGGCGUGCGAGACUGUGGGAAGGAGGAAAAAAAGGUUCAGGCGUCCGUGAAGGUGGCAGACGGGGAGGAAGCGGAGGCGACCGGUGGAGCUGUUGUUGGAGAUGAGGGGGACACACGGCGUCAUGGCAAUCGGAGAGUGACGGGCAGCGAGCAGCCUGGUGUGAUCUUGUCGGUGGCAGCAAGAGACGAGGGGAGGACACAGCAGAGACUGCCAAAUACACAGAAGGGCACGCCGAUGACCUCUGACCUAGCCCAGACUGUGUCCGUGCCUCCGCCCCCGUCCAACUCCUUCCAGCUGGAGUCCGACCUGCGUCAACUUAAGGGACGUCCGAACCUCCUUUACCAAUAUAUCAAGCAAAUAGCGCCGAUCGCAUUUCCCCAAAUAAUGCAGCAGCCUCUGGAGCCAGAUGUAUUGUACAAGCUGCUCAACGUGCUCAAGGAGUCCUACAUCCCAGGCUGGGAUCGGUUGUCAAGGGAGGAUUUGAGAAACACGAAGACAAAGCGCUCAUCUUCGCGGUGCUGCACAACCUCUCACUCGUGCGUCGCUUUGACAUGGCUGUCAUGUUCAUGUCCACAACAGAGAAGGCCGUCGCCCGAGCGUUAUUUGAUCACAUUGCGUCAGCGGAGGACAUCAGUGGCGCAAGUGUGACUGCUUUGAAGACAAAAUACAGCCUCUGAACUGGCCCCAUAGACCCCUGUUUGCAUGGCCAGUGAAAAAACAGAGCCAGUUCCGACUUAACACGCUGGAGCAUCCCAAUCACUGUGAAGCCUGCUCCUCUGGUCUGUGACUUCGCUUGGACGCACCGUUUGAGCUCCACCCAAAAAGAAAAAAGUGACGUGUGUAAUUUUUUUUUAUUAAUUGUAAAUUGGAAUAGUGGCCAGGCAACCACUCAAGCUGAUGGUUGAAUUCAUUGGUAACAUCUUUCAUGACCGUAUGUGUGGCGUGGUUGUUUUUUUUAUUUUAAUAAAUGAUUCCCAAGUUACUGCA